This is a messenger RNA of Quercus lobata, 1074 nucleotides long. Its product is annotated as TMV resistance protein N-like. The record is from RefSeq and is a predicted model, not a curated record. Bases 1 to 1074 code for a protein of 357 amino acids. The transcript is spliced from 2 exons. NCBI's taxonomy places the organism in Eukaryota, Viridiplantae, Streptophyta, Magnoliopsida, Fagales, Fagaceae. Gene Ontology annotation, molecular function: ADP binding. Gene Ontology annotation, biological process: signal transduction; defense response.
AUGGCUUCCAUGCACACUGAAAGAGCCCCAUCCUCAUCGUCAUCAUCAUCUUCCUCUUUCACACCUCAAUUGACAUAUGAUGUAUUCCUCAGUUUUAGAGGUGAGGAUACCCGCUAUGGUUUUACGAGCCAUUUAUAUACUGCUUUGGAUCAAAAGGGCAUUUACACCUUUAUGGAUGAUGAAAAACUUGAGAGAGGAAAAUCAAUUUCACCUGAGCUCAUGAAAGCAAUAAAAGAAUCUAGACUUGCUAUUAUCAUUCUCUCAGAAAAUUAUGCAUCUUCAACAUGGUCGGAGGCAGAAGUUAUCCAAGACAUUGUGAAAGUCACAUUUGAUAAAUUGAAUGAUACAUCCUCAGUAGAUACCAAGGGACUAGUUGGAAUAAAUUCUCAAGUUGAACAAUUGAAGUCAUAUUUAGCUAUAGGGUCAGAGGAUGUUCGCAUUAUAGGAAUUUGGGGUACUGGAGGAAUGGGUAAGACAACUCUUGCUAGAGUUGUUUAUGAUAUGGUUUCCAAUCAAUUUGAAGCUUGUGGUUUUAUCACCGAUGUUAGGGUAAAUUCAAAAAAAUAUGGUUUGCCUUGGUUACAAAAACAACUUUUGAAAAAGCUUUUGAAAUGCAAAGACAUUGAUGUAGAAGAUGUCAAUAGUGGAGUUCUCAUGCUCAAGAAGAGGUUACGUCACAAAAAGAUUCUUGUUGUUCUUGAUGAUGUAAAUCAACCAAAACAACUAGACAAAUUAGCUGGGGAGCAUGAUUGGUUUGGUCUAGGUAGUAGAGUUAUAAUAACCACAAGAGAUAAGCAUUUAUUGGUGACACAUGGAGCAAAUGAAAUAUAUGAAGUUAAAACAUUGAAUAAUGAUGAAGCUCUUCAACUUUUUAGUUUGAAAGCUUUUAAAAAAGACCAACCUGACAUUGAUUAUGUGGAGCUAUCCCAAGCUUUUGUACAUUAUUCUCAGGGCCUUCCUUUAGCCCUUGAGAUCUUGGGUUCCUUUUUUAUUAAUAGAUGCGUUCGUGAAUGGAAAAGUGAAUUGGAUAGGCUUAGAAAAUUUCCCAAAAGAGAAAUUUUUGAUGUACUUUAG